Penicillium atrosanguineum is the source of this 1044-nucleotide messenger RNA. Its product is annotated as DUF2841 domain-containing protein. The record is from RefSeq and is a predicted model, not a curated record. The coding region runs from base 1 to 1044 and encodes 347 amino acids. Lineage: Eukaryota; Fungi; Ascomycota; Eurotiomycetes; Eurotiales; Aspergillaceae. The transcript has 4 exons.
AUGAACCGUUCGAUCCCGGGCUCAAGUGGACCACUUGAGCGAUGGCAUUUGGAUACUUCUCUGCCUCUGUCUGAUAUGGUGGCUUCCACAGCCGACGCAGGCUCGACCAUUGAGAAAGUUAUAAAGGCUCAAAGUCAGAACACCAGUAUCAGAAGUUCCCAUUUUGCCACCACGUACAUGGACAGCGAUGGGAAAAUUAAGAUACACACCUCGGAUUCAAUAUCUGGCUGCUUCGGUGCCAACUCCACCCCAGAAGCGAUCGAUCGCUCUCUGAGAAUGAGAGUCCCAGACCAGGAAUGGAGCAUGCAGUCUAUUCACCCUAGCCAGACACCUACCCCUAUGGAAUGGAGCACGCAGAUGUUGCCUGAAUUUUUCAAUAAUCGCCUAGCCCGAACAACUGGAAUAAUCCCAGGUGAAUGGAAACGUCAACGUCAAAGAAGGGUAAACCGAGCAGGCAGCGUGGCACCAAAGAAACUGGUCCGCCUGCCCCCGAAAAAAGCGCCGUCGCCUCCUACUCCGCCACCCAGUCGAAUGAGUCUUCGAGUGGAUGAUAAAAAGAUGUUGCAACGAUGGUACAAGAAGGCAUUCAUGAAUCUCAAGCAAGACAAUUGCCGUCUCAUUGCCAAGUUGUACAUGGAAUUCGUCGAGCCCAGAGAGCACAAAUCUUCCCCGUACGCCGGAAAGGUUCAACCAACAUGGUGGCCGGCCGAUGUCAAACAUCUGGGGCCGGAUCAACUUCUUAAAGAAGGCCGAGUGAGGCUGCUCGUUCAUAUAUUGUGUGCCAUGAAGGAAACACACGCCGUUACUGCGGACAAAUUACAGAAGGCCAGUCAGAGCUUGCGACAACACAUCAAACCGGUUGACAGCAUCCAAAUUCUCGAGGAGAUUUAUUUUGUGCGCGAAAUGGAAGAGCGCUUCCUGAACAAGAAGAUCACUGAGGACACCUUGGUCCAAGUAAAACAUACCCUCCUGCCCGACGCAGUCCACACCCGCGCUUACAACAAAGCUGGACGAAAGCCUCUUAAUCCACACAUGAUCCAAUGA